Molecule: messenger RNA, 3249 nt
Organism: Acyrthosiphon pisum (pea aphid)
Lineage: Eukaryota; Metazoa; Arthropoda; Insecta; Hemiptera; Aphididae
Gene: Pgant9
Product: polypeptide N-acetylgalactosaminyltransferase 9
Exons: 12
Coding region: 661-2589 (642 amino acids)
Biological process (GO): protein O-linked glycosylation
Cellular component (GO): Golgi apparatus
Molecular function (GO): polypeptide N-acetylgalactosaminyltransferase activity
Source: RefSeq, a predicted model, not a curated record
GUCAGUCUUUGGUCGGUGUGCCACCGCUGCCGAGGAGCGCGCGCGAUUUCCAUUAUAAUAUAUUUUUUUCCUUGUUUCUAUCCCCGUCCGAUUUUAUUCGCCCGCGUCGCGCGACCAGUUCACGUCCGUCGACCGUUCGGUCUCGUCUGUUCAUCGUUGUGUUAUCGCCGUCGCCAUUUGCCGGUCGUAUACAAAAUAUCGUUUUUCGUUUUUCUCGAUCGGUAGUUUUCGUUUUGUUUUUCUAAUUCCAUCGCCUGGUUUUUCGUUAUAUUUGACUCUCCGUGCCCAACGAUUCUCCGUUCGCAAUAAGUGUCGCCGAACUACAGAAAAACUCCCGGCGAACUUUUGGCGGAUUACAUUUUGUAUGAAUCAAGAAUAAUCAAAUUUUAGUCAUUAAAUGUCAUAGGCCAGUCAUGAGGGAACAACUACGGCUGGAGUCGCUCACGACCUCCCCGCGCACGUCUCGGCCACCGCCGCCGCUACCGUCGUCGUCGUCGUCCGACCACCACUGAUAGCUGGUAUCGCACUCUGCCGUCACACAUUAACGCGCCCGACGCCCGCACCACCGCCCGUGCCCGUCCCGUGACAUCCACCACAACAGCAGUAAGGCACCGCAACAACCACUAACACCGCACAAAUCACCAUACCCACCGCCCGACGAUGAAAAUCGCUUCAUACCUGUACCGCCGCAAGUCAGCACUGCUCAAGGGCCUGGUGCUCGGAUGCACCGUCUGGCUGACGGUCACCGUGUUGCUUUUUAUGGAAGACAGGCGCAUCACGCCCGCAUCCAACGACCCGUCCGCGGCCGGUGGCUACCAGCAACAGCAACCGAUCGCGGCGGCACAGCGGCGUCUGCCCGAAGAUUUGGACGCCGACAACCGGUUGCUGGACGACGAGUUCCCGCUGGAAGGUGGCGUGGAACAGCAACCGGCUGCUCCAGUGAUCGUCCAGCAGCAGGCCGGCGCCGCUGGGCUUCAGAACGGUGAAGGGGUUCUGCCGCAGCCCAACAGGGGGGGCGUAAAUGACGAGGAACGCGGCCGAAAAGUCUAUGGGGAGAUGGGUAAGCCGGUCGUGCUGCCCGCCAACCUGACGGCCGACGUCAAGAAGCUCGUCGACGAAGGCUGGAAGAACAACGCGUUCAACCAGUACGCCAGUGAUCUCAUAUCGCUGCACAGAACGUUGCCCGACCCUAGGGACGAAUGGUGCAAAAAACCAGGCAGAUAUUUGGACAACCUACCACAGACAUCUGUGAUCGUGUGUUUUCACAACGAGGCAUGGUCAGUUUUGCUGCGAACUGUGCAUUCCAUACUGGAUAGAUCGCCGGAACAUCUUAUUCGGGAAAUCAUUCUAGUCGACGACUUCUCUGACAUGCCCCAUCUCAAAACUCAGCUUGAGGAGUACUCGGAAAACUAUCCAAAAAUUAAAAUCGUUCGCGCCAAAAAAAGAGAAGGACUUAUAAGAGCCAGGCUGAUGGGUGCGAGGUACGCAUCCGCACCCGUUCUCACUUAUCUCGACUCGCAUUGCGAGUGUACCGAAGGAUGGCUUGAGCCAUUAUUGGAUCGGAUUGCCCGAGAAGCGUCUACCGUCGUGUGUCCGGUGAUCGACGUAAUCGACGACUCGACGCUGGAGUUCCAUUACAGAGACGCCGGUGGCGUGAACGUCGGAGGAUUCGAUUGGAACUUGCAGUUCAAUUGGCAUGUUGUACCAGACAAAGAAAAAAAGCGACACAAAAACGCUGCGGAACCGGUGUGGUCACCAACGAUGGCCGGCGGCCUUUUUGCAAUCGACAAAAAGUUCUUCGAGCGACUCGGUACUUACGAUAGUGGCUUCGAUAUAUGGGGAGGUGAAAACUUAGAACUAUCAUUCAAGACAUGGAUGUGUGGUGGUACUUUGGAGAUAGUGCCGUGUUCGCACGUCGGUCAUAUAUUCAGAAAGAGAUCGCCGUACAAGUGGCGAACGGGCGUCAACGUUUUGAAGAAGAACUCCAUCCGUCUAGCCGAAGUGUGGAUGGACGAUUACGCCAAGUACUAUUACGAACGGAUCGGCAACGAUCUGGGUGAUUACGGUGACAUAACGUCUCGCAAAGAUCUGAGAAGAAAGUUGAAGUGCAAGUCGUUCAAAUGGUAUUUGGAGAACAUAUACCCAGAACUUUUCAUACCAGGCGAUGCCGUGGCGUCUGGAGAGGUGCGCAAUUUAGGAUAUGGCAACAAAACUUGUCUGGACUCACCUGCCAGAAAGACCGACCUCAACAAACCUGCCGGACUGUAUCCCUGUCACAAAAUGGGUGGCAAUCAGUACUGGAUGCUCAGUAAGAUCGGAGAAAUCAGGAGAGACGAGUCGUGCUUGGACUACGCUGGUAACGACGUAAUCUUAUAUCCAUGCCACGGAUCUAAGGGCAACCAGUAUUGGAACUACGACCAUAAAACUAAACAGCUACGGCAUGGUAGCAGUAGAAAGUGUCUGACCAUCAAUAGCUCCAAAGACAAGCUGCUCAUGGAAGAAUGUGACUUGAUGUUGCCCAAACAAAUGUGGCAGUUUGAAAACUUUAACGCGACGUUGGCCACUGAGGACAGUCACAUGAGGCAUUAAAGACUUCAACGAAAAAAUUAUAAUAGAAUUACUUCCUAUAUUAUUAUUAUUAUUAUUUUGUUUUAUAUUAUUUUUUUUUCGUUUUGAUCAAAAUUUUUCCCAUUACAAAACUUCCACGCUCCGUCGAUGGUCGUUUUGUUUUUACGAUUAUUAUUAACAUGUAUACCUUUGUUCGAACAAAACGAAACGUUGUCGCGCUCAAACAAAUCCAGCGACUUGUACAUAACGCGUUCUUUUUUAUGUAAACUAUAUAUUGUCAUUUGAAUAAUUAUUAUCUCUAUGUAUUAUAUACUAUAUUAUGAUUGUACUUAAACAGUAUUGCGGCUAUACGACGAACAAAACAUUCCAUCGUGACAUUUCCAAUUUUUUUUUUUAAUUUUGUCCAAAUUAUUUUUUGUUUAUAAGAAAUUCGUGUUGAUUAUUAUUAUUUUCAGUGUACAUAAAUUAUGUCUAUGUAACGUACGUGUUAUAUUAUGGUGUAAUUAUUAUUUUAUAUAUAAUAUUAUAAGCUCUAUUCGCGAGUACACCUUCUCCGGAACGCGAACAAAGAUUAUACGAACGAUUAUUAUACUAUUAUGUAUUACUAUUUGAACAUAUAUAUAAUUAUUCCUUUUAAUUGUUAUUUAUAUUUAAUAAAAAUUGAUAAAAUAUAAUUGAACA